AUGGAAACUUUACAGGAGCUGAUAGAUAACUCCAUCUUCCAACCAGUUGCUUCUCGCAGGAAAGCUAAUGCUGCUCGCAACGAUUUCAGCCUUCUCAAAGAUGCAAAGAAAGCAUUGAAGAAGAGGUUGAGCAAAAUUUCUUCUUCUUCAACUCAGUUAGUUAAUGGAAAACAAUCCUCUGCUGAUUUCUUGCCAUUGGAAGGUGGACCAGCGCGGAAGUCACCGGCUCUGAAAGAGCUGAAAAAUAAGUCUGGUGUGCUGUAUGUUGGUAGGAUUCCUCAUGGUUUCUACGAGGAAGAAAUGAAAGCUUAUUUUGCGCAAUUUGGUACUAUUAAGAGAUUGAGGAUCGCGAGGAAUAAAAAGACUGGAAAAUCGAAGCAUUUUGGAUUCAUGCAAUUUGAAGAUCCUGAGGUGGCGGAAAUUGUAGCUGAAUCUAUGCAUAACUAUCUGUUGUUUGAGCAUCUUUUGCAAGUCUAUGUUAUCCCCCAGGAGCAUGUGCAUCCAAAAUUGUGGAAAGGUUUUAAUUAUCGUUACAAUCCUGUGGACCGGCUUCAAACCGAAAGAAAACGGCAUGACAAGGAGAGAACACUUGAUGAGCACAGAAGAUUGGUGGGCAGGAUUAUGAAGCGAGAUCAGAAGCGGCGAAAAAUGAUAGAAACUGCUGGUUUGGAUUACGAGUGCCCUGAAUUCGUUGGUGAUGUUAAGUCUGUGCCAAAGAAGAUUAAGUUUGACCUAGAUUAG
Molecule: messenger RNA, 741 nt
Organism: Dovyalis caffra
Lineage: Eukaryota; Viridiplantae; Streptophyta; Magnoliopsida; Malpighiales; Salicaceae
Source: the annotation of a GenBank genome assembly